CAUUACACAACAUUGUAAGUUAUAACCAAUAACCGUAGUAAAAAAACAUUCUUUACUCUUCUACUUUCAAAGUCAAUGAUUAGUGUGUGCAGGAAUUAGGGAAUAUGACGAAUAUUUUAUGGUAUAAGCAUGAAACAAAAAUUUUGACACGUGAAAAUAAGGUGCGGGUCAUUUAGGUGACCCGCAAUCCACCCACAACCCAUAGGAGAUCAAUCCACAAUUCACCCACAACAAACCACAACUUCUUAGCUAGGCUGAAAGUUUGGUAUCGCUAUUUGGGAUAAUGUCAAACACUGUACCAAAUUUUUUAUAUUUUGUUUUAUUGAAUACACAUAUAUUUUAUGAGAUUGAGAUUGAAUUUCAAUGAUAGCGAUUACGGGAUUAGGUGGGUAUUAGUACCAAAAUACUGAUCAUAUAUCCAAAUAUAAGUUAGUGUGUAUUUUAUCCUUCCCAACUAGACUCCAUCAAUUGCCAAGAUGGUCACUUAAUUGUACGUAGUUUAUUCCUUCACUAUUCAAAAACUUAUAUCAAACUCAUUUUGUUACUUGUAGUAUGUCUAUUGGUUGUUUAUUCGUCUAUGUUUUAGUUUAUUACUUUAUUUUGUUAGUGUGCUUCUUAUACACCAUAUUUUUUCUAGUUUGUUAUUAUUAUACUAGAUAUCUUUUCCCAUUUGUUUUGCAUGAGUGAUGCACCAUUGUUUGAUUUUAUAUAAUUUGAAAAUGGUUUGUGGAGUCGCUCUGGCAGAAGAGAAGUAUUUGCGCUUGUAUAUUUGAUUCGUGAUUUUGAAGAGAAUAAAUUUGGUAUUCGGUAUAUACUAAUACCGAACAAAUUAUUAGGGAUUGAGAUUGGGAUUCCAAAUUCAUUUUGGAAUUGUGAUUGAGUUUAGAGCACUAUUUGGUAUUUGGGAAUUCGGUAUUUGGUACUGUGAUACCGAUACUGAUACCGUAUCGAUGUCCAUCCCUACUCUUCAGGGCACACCAAAACCAUGUAUCCUGUAUAAUUAUGGGGAGGUCUCCAAAAGAGAGAAUCGUUAGAUAAAACCAAAUACGACCAUCCCCACACUUUAAUUCCAACCAUUAUUCGAUCUAUACUUCUCCCAUUAUUUUUUUUCGGGGACUUUAAUUGUAUCCUUGACAGUUCUGAAAAAUCAGGAGGCAGAUGCCCUGCCCUUUCCGCCUUGGAUCAAUUAAGAAAUUUUUGCCUACAUUCAGGUCUGCAAGACCUAGGUUUUAGUGGCCCUAACUUCACCUGGACAAAUCGCAGAUCGGCUUUGGAUCAUAUUAUGGCUAGACUGGACAGAGUUUUAGUCGCCUCUUUGGCUUUAAACCUUUGGCCUCUCGCCAAGGUAACUCACCUAUCAUAUCUAGGUUCGGAUCACCGAAAGAUUGUGUUGCAACUCAUGCCGCCUCAUAAUUUGGGUCAGCAUCGUUUCCACUUCGAUAGCCGCUGGGCAAAAAACUCGGAAGCAAGACAAGCUUUUGCUGACAAAUGGGGUAGUCAAACCUCUGGUACAAGGCAAUUCAAAUUUUUCAAUGACCUCAAGUCUUCGAGGCAUGAUCUUGUUGAAUGGAUGAAAAAGGGUACUUCUAACUCGGCUAGGAAAAUAAAAGAACUUCGUCUAGAAAUUGAUACAGCCAGAAAUGCCCCAUCUGUUGACUGGGAGGUGAUUAAGGGGCUUGAAAAAGCGUUAUCAUCUUCUUAUCUACAAGAAGAGAUUUAUUGGAAACAAAAAUCUAGAGUUAAGUACCUCCAGGAAGGGGAGUCUAAUACUCAUUUCUUUCAUACCAUUACAAAUCAGAAGAGAAGGAUGCGCACAAUUCUUUACCUCAAGGAUGAUAAUGGCUUAGUUCAUUUAGAGGAAGGAGCUAAAGCCAAUGUGGCAGUUACAUACUUUAUGGGACUCUUCCUAUCUAAUCAACCUUUAGUCCAUGAUUUCAUAUUGAGCUUGGGUCUCCAGAAGAAAGUGAAUGAUUAUAUUAAUACUUGCCUUUCUGCAACAGUUACAAGAAAAGAGAUAAAAGAUGCUACUUUCUCGAUCGGCUCUUAUCAAUCCCCAGGGAUAGAUGGGUUUACUGGUAUCUUCUUUCAAGCCUUUUGGGAUGUGGUUGGGGAAUCCCUAUGUGAUGCCGCCAUCUCCUUCUUUCAUACGGGAAGAUUGUUGCAUAACUUUAAUCAUACGCUGAUCACACUUAUACCCAAGACUCCAAAUGCCGAAACCAUGAAACAAAUGAGACCUAUAGGACUCUGCCAAGUAUUCUACAAGAUCAUUGCUAAAAUUCUAGCAGAUAGGCUGAGUUGUUUCCUUCCUCUCAUUGUGGGCCCUAACCAAAACGGCUUUGUGAAAGAUAGAUCUAUCACAGACAAUAUCUUAAUCGGACAAGAGGUGAUGCAAUUUCUCAAAACUAAAACACAAGGCAAGGAAAAAUGGAUGGCUUUAAAGCUAGACAUGGAAAAGGCUUAUGACAGAGUUGAAUGGCCUCUCUUGUUUGAGUUACUUAAAGGCCUAGGAUUUGGAGAUAAAUGGCUCAAAUGGCUAAGGUCAUGUGUGACAACUGUAUCAUUCUCUAUUGUCCUAAACGGGUCUAUCCAUGGUUACUUCCAUCCUCAAAGAGGCUUACGCCAAGGGGACCCUCUCUCCCCCCUCUUAUUCGCUCUAUACACAGAAGCUUUCUCAUCCCUUAUAGAGAAUUCUAUUAGAAACUCUAGCCUUCACGGGUUACGUAUUCACAGACAAGCUCCACUGAUCUCCCACUUAUUCUUUGCGGAUGAUUCCUACCUAUUCCUCCGUGCCUCCUCUACUGAGUGUGCCCGUCUAAUUGAAAUACUUCAUGAAUAUGAAGUGGUGAGUGGGCAACGAGUUAAUCUCCAGAAAUCAGCUGUUACAUUUAGUGCAAAUGUCUUAGACUCGGAAGCUACUCGCCUAGCUGGUUUACUUGGUGUGUCAACAAUUGGAGUUCAUGAUAGAUACCUUGGACUUCCAUCUCAGGUUCAUAGAUCUAAAAUCCAAACUUUUCGGUAUAUUGAGGACUCUUUAGCAACCAUAAUUCGCCAUUGGAAAUCAAAAAACAUGUCUUUGGCUGCCAAAGAAGUAGUCAUUAAAGCAGUUGGGACAACAACUCCUAUCUUUGCGAUGUCCUGCUUUAGACUCACUUCUGACUAGUGUAGAAGGAUGAACGGGCAACUCUCUACUUUUUGGUGGGCAGGCCAUGACAAAGAAAAAGGUAUACAUUGGUUAUCAUGGUCUGAAUGUUGUUUCAGCAAAUUUGAAGGAGGAUUGGGUUUUAGAGACUUUGAUAGGUUCAAUGUAGCAAUGCUAGCCAAGCAAGCUUGGAGACUUAUCUGCGAACCGGAGAGUAUUCUUGCCAGAAUGUAUAAGGCAAGAUACCAUUUCACCGAUCAUUUCCUCCUAGCCCGUCAGGGGGCUCGCCCCUCUUGGGCUUGGCAAGGUAUUUUGCAGGGUAGAGAUCUGUUGAGUAAAGGUCUUCGUUGGCAAGUAGGAUCAGGUUCUAGGAUAAACAUCUUACUCGACCUUUGGCUACCAACAAACCCUCCUUCUAGCCCUGUGUUGUUAAUUGGCGCCUCACUAGAUCAUCCUAUGGUCUCAUUUAUUCUGGAUUCAAAUGCUAUGGAGUGGAAACUAGACUUGCUUAAAACCUUAUUUCAUCCUGUCACGAUCGAAAAAAUAUUAUCCAUCCCUCUCCCAUCUUCCCCACAAGAAGAUAAAUUGAUUUGGCACUAUGACAAGUCUGGUCACUAUACAGUUAAAUCGGGGUACCACCUUCUUUCAACUAGUUUAACUUCACCCAAGAACACCCUUCCAGAAUUUUUGAACACCAAGUUUUGGAAAUUCAUGUGGAAUAUUCCAAUACCUCCUAAACUCAAAUUCUUUCUUUGGAGAUUGGUGCUGGAUUUUUACCAGUUAAAGGAACCCUCCAUUACAAGAAAAUUACCUCAUCCAGUAUUUGUCCCGUUUGCUGUGAGGUAAAUGAAGACUUCAAGCACUGCUUUUUUGACUGUAGAAUCACUAGAGAACUGUGGACAUUAUCUGACCUUGACCAUAUAAGAGAUAUGAUGAGGGCAAGUCCUAUGGAUCUUCCGUGGAGAAACCUCUUUUUCAUGCCCCAUAUCUCAAAGAAUGAUGUAGCUUUCAUUGUCUUCUUAUUCUGGAGAAUAUGGAAAGGCCGAUGCAAGGCUACUCAUGGACACGUUUUAUACAAGUCACAUGUUCUAUACAGGUAACUAUUAGCGCAUGUGGAGGAAUGGAGAACGGCAGAGGCACAGAAGGUUCAGAGAUCCGAAGAAGCCCGAAGGUCAAUACCCCACUCUUCCACAGGCCAAGGUCCUCCUUCAAGAAGAACAGAUGUUUCCUUCCCUAGUGAAGGUAUCCUAGUUCGUUUUGACGGAGCAAUAAAAAACCCUGAAGGAUGUUCAACUGGCUUCGUCGGCUUUUCAGGUGAUGGAAUAAUCACAUUUGCAGUUG
This is a messenger RNA of Linum trigynum, 4480 nucleotides long. NCBI's taxonomy places the organism in Eukaryota, Viridiplantae, Streptophyta, Magnoliopsida, Malpighiales, Linaceae. The record is from the annotation of a GenBank genome assembly.